Messenger RNA from Rattus norvegicus (Norway rat), 8046 nucleotides. Lineage: Eukaryota; Metazoa; Chordata; Mammalia; Rodentia; Muridae. The record is from RefSeq and is a predicted model, not a curated record.
AUCCACAGCGAUGAUCUCACAGGCCGGACAAUUCGCUGUGGCUGGAAUAAUUGAGAGGAUUGAAAGACUUCAUCCAGACCCUAUAUAAGUUCAUGAUUCUCUGGAGAGACCUCAACUACGAUCUCGAAGUUCCGGUUCGCUCUGUGAAGAGAUCUGAGUGUAUCCAAGACCCCCCAGAGGAGGGAACAUGCAGAUGAGAUUGACUUUUGUGUCCAGCGCGUGGGGACCAGGCUGGUCUCCCGUGGCCUCCAGCUGUCCAGGCCUGCCCUUGGGCUGCGGGCGCCUCCCGGGGGCGUCGCGGUCGCCGCGGGGCUUGGGGUUCGGGGCGCCCGAUCCGGGCGCGCGGGCUUCCCCCACCCCCGGCGGCGACCCCACCUCCCGCCCCCGCUGUGCGCGCGCGCGUGGGUCCGUCCGUCUGUCUGCUCUCUCGACGUCAGUGGGAAUUUCCAGCCAGGAAGUGAGAGAGUGAGCGAGAGAGGACGAGAGAGAAGUACCGAGGCGAGCCGGGCAGGAAGAGGAGGUUUCGCCACCCGAGCAGCCCGGCUGCGCGCUGACGGCUUCCCGUGCCCUGCGCGCCCCCGGCCUGCCGCCGCCGCCGCCGCCGCCCUCGGCCUGCUCGCGGGCCGGCUCCAGCAGCGCAGGCCGGAGCUCAGGGCCCCGCCGCGCCCGGCCCGCCCCGCGCUUCUCCGCCCGCGCCGCAGCCAUGGCGCGCCGCUGAGCCGCCGGCCGGCGCCAGGACCUUACUCGGGCUCCCGCCGGUCCACGCUGCCCCGCAGCGGGAGCCCGCAGGCGCGGAAAGGCCGCGCCUCACCUCCAGGGUACCCUCAGAGGCCAGAAGAGGGUGUUGGCCCCCUGUAACUGGAGCUUGACCGUCGUGAGCUGCCCCAUCUUCAACAUGGCAGACGACGAUCCUUUCGGAACUGGGCAAAUGUUUCAUUUGAAUACUGCUUUGACUCACUCCAUAUUUAAUGCAGAAUUAUAUUCAACAGAUAUACCACUGUCAACAGCAGAUGGCCCAUACCUUCAAAUACUAGAGCAACCGAAACAGAGAGGAUUUCGAUUCCGCUACGUGUGCGAAGGCCCGUCCCACGGAGGGCUUCCCGGUGCCUCCAGUGAGAAGAACAAGAAAUCUUACCCGCAGGUCAAAAUUUGCAACUAUGUGGGGCCUGCAAAGGUUAUCGUUCAGUUGGUCACAAAUGGAAAAAAUAUUCACCUGCACGCCCACAGCCUGGUGGGCAAGCACUGUGAGGACGGCAUAUGCACCGUGACAGCAGGACCCAAGGACAUGGUGGUUGGCUUUGCAAACCUGGGAAUACUUCACGUGACUAAGAAAAAGGUAUUCGAAACACUGGAAGCACGGAUGACAGAGGCGUGUAUAAGGGGCUAUAACCCUGGACUUCUGGUGCAUUCUGACCUUGCCUAUCUACAGGCAGAAGGCGGAGGAGACCGGCAACUCACAGACAGAGAGAAGGAGAUCAUCCGCCAGGCAGCUCUGCAGCAGACCAAGGAGAUGGACCUGAGUGUGGUGCGCCUCAUGUUCACAGCCUUCCUCCCCGACAGCACGGGCAGCUUCACUCGGAGACUGGAACCUGUGGUGUCAGACGCCAUCUAUGACAGCAAAGCCCCCAACGCGUCCAACCUGAAGAUCGUAAGAAUGGACAGAACAGCAGGCUGCGUGACGGGAGGGGAAGAAAUCUAUCUUCUCUGUGACAAGGUCCAGAAAGAUGACAUCCAGAUUCGGUUUUAUGAAGAGGAAGAAAAUGGUGGAGUUUGGGAAGGAUUUGGGGACUUUUCCCCCACGGAUGUUCACAGACAGUUUGCCAUUGUCUUCAAAACACCGAAGUAUAAGGAUGUCAACAUUACAAAGCCAGCUUCCGUGUUUGUUCAGCUUCGGAGAAAAUCGGAUUUGGAAACUAGUGAACCGAAACCCUUUCUCUACUACCCCGAAAUCAAAGACAAGGAGGAAGUACAGAGGAAACGCCAGAAGCUCAUGCCCAACUUCUCCGACAGUUUCGGCGGCGGCAGUGGAGCGGGAGCGGGUGGCGGAGGCAUGUUCGGUAGUGGCGGUGGCGGUGGAGGGAGUACCGGAAGUCCUGGCCCAGGGUAUGGCUUCCCGCACUAUGGAUUUCCUGCUUACGGUGGGAUUGCAUUCCAUCCCGGAGCCACUAAAUCCAACACAGGCAUCACCCAUGGCACCAUAAACACCAAAUUUAAAAACGAGCCUAGAGAUUGUGCCAAGAGUGACGACAGGGAGAUUCUGAAUCCCCCUGAGAAAGAAACACAAGGUGAGGGGCCCAGCCUGUUCAUGGCCAGCACCAAGACCGAAGCAAUUGCCCCGGCAUCCACCAUGGAAGACAAGGAAGAGGAUGUGGGGUUUCAGGAUAACCUCUUUCUUGAGAAGGCGCUGCAGCUCGCCAAGCGGCAUGCCAACGCCCUCUUCGACUACGCGGUUACGGGAGAUGUGAAGAUGCUGCUGGCGGUACAGCGCCAUCUCACCGCGGUGCAGGAUGAGAACGGGGACAGUGUCCUACACUUAGCCAUCAUCCACCUUCAUGCUCAGCUCGUGAGGGAUCUGCUAGAAGUGACAUCUGGUUCGAUCUCUGAUGACAUCAUCAACAUGAGAAACGAUCUGUAUCAGACACCUUUGCACUUGGCCGUGAUCACCAAGCAGGAAGAUGUGGUGGAGGACUUGCUGAGGGUUGGGGCUGACCUGAGUCUUCUGGACCGCUGGGGCAACUCUGUCCUGCACCUAGCUGCCAAAGAAGGACAUGAUAAAAUCCUCGGGGUCCUACUCAAGAACAGCAAGGCAGCACUCCUUAUCAACCACCCCAACGGGGAAGGUCUGAAUGCCAUUCACAUAGCUGUGAUGAGCAACAGCCUGUCAUGUCUGCAGCUGCUUGUGGCUGCUGGGGCAGAAGUCAACGCUCAGGAGCAGAAGUCUGGGCGCACGGCACUGCACCUGGCCGUGGAGUACGACAACAUCUCGUUGGCCGGCUGCCUGCUCCUGGAGGGUGACGCCCUCGUGGACAGCACCACCUACGAUGGGACGACACCUCUACACAUAGCAGCUGGAAGAGGGUCCACCAGGCUGGCAGCUCUUCUCAAAGCAGCAGGAGCAGACCCCCUGGUGGAGAACUUUGAGCCUCUCUAUGACCUGGACGACUCUUGGGAGAAGGCUGGAGAAGAUGAGGGAGUAGUGCCAGGCACCACACCCCUGGACAUGGCUGCCAACUGGCAGGUAUUUGACAUACUAAAUGGGAAACCAUAUGAGCCAGUGUUCACAUCUGAUGACAUACUCCCACAAGGGGACAUUAAGCAGCUGACAGAAGACACGAGGCUGCAACUCUGCAAGCUCUUGGAAAUUCCUGAUCCCGACAAGAACUGGGCCACUCUGGCGCAGAAGUUAGGUCUGGGGAUAUUGAACAAUGCCUUCCGGCUGAGUCCCGCCCCUUCUAAAACUCUUAUGGACAACUAUGAGGUCUCUGGGGGGACCAUCAAAGAGCUGGUGGAGGCCCUGCGACAGAUGGGCUACACAGAGGCCAUUGAAGUGAUCCAGGCAGCCUUCCGCACCCCGGAAACCACAGCCUCCAGCCCCGUGACCACUGCUCAGGCCCACUUGCUGCCUCUCUCGUCCUCCUCCACAAGACAGCACAUAGGUAAAGAGGCUGAGAGGUUUCCUUUCCUCUCCGGCAGGGUCUCUGUGCCCUGUGACAUGGCACGACACUUCCUUUCCCUAGUCUUUUCCUGGACAGGUCUUCCUACGUGGCAUGCCGCUCAGUCCCCGCCGUGCUCCCGUACACACAGACCGGCAGUUCCACAGACACUCACAUUGGCAUAUGUGUCACUUAGAAUCCCAGGAAACAAUGGACACUGCUUCUCAUACCUGUUAAAUUUAGAGAAAGAUUCUAAGAAAGAUCCACAGGGGUCACAGGACAACGAGUAGGACCCAGAAAAUAUGCAUACUGUAUGACCCUUCCUUCCGGGCCACCACCCCUGGGUCCUCCACCUCCUCCCCGCCUCGGGAGUCUCCUUCCCUCAGCUCCUGCCCUGCUCGUGGCCCUGACUUUGUCUCCCCACAGUAACAGCCUUCCUGUCGUCCCCCCACAUACAUCUGUACAAAUGGAUCCUGGGACAGACCCUGAAUUAUGUCUUGCACUCUGUCUGUGCUUUGUCCAAACUUCAGCACCCUUUCUUUUUGUUCACUUUCUACCCUAACCACAAAACUCCACUGAAACCAGGGAAAGCUAGCAGUACCCAGGCGGGAGGGCUCAGAAGGUGGUGUCUGCCCCAGGGAAUCUGUCUACCACCUUCAGCAGGCCCUGGAUACCCAAUUCUUGUCUCUUUGUCCUGUUCUGUCCGUUCCUUCCCCACCUGCUGUGGAUAACCUAGUUGAUAGGAUAUAACUUCUCAUCUUUAAAAUCAGAAAUGUAGAGAAAAAUAAGACAUCACUUCCUUGUUACAUCCUUAAGCUGAGUUCAGGAUUCUCAGAAGAGUAUGAAAGCCACUGCCUACCUCACUGCUGACCCCUGGUGUCCGGUUCGGUCCCCACCUCUCCUAGGCUCUCCUCCAAGUUGCCUGAUUUGGCCCUCAUCCUGCUCCUCUGUGGCUGCAGCAGUCAUAGCUGAUAGCCCUCACUAGCAGUGUCUACUCAGGACUUCGUCACCUCGCACCCAUUCUGUCACCCACACCCACCCUGCUGCCUCCUCCUUACCACUGUGCAUAGGCAGGCCCAGUCCUAAGCUUCCUCCUCUGCAGAGACAUCUGUAUAUCUGUGCAUGUAUGAGGCCUGUGUGUACAUGUUCAUGUAUGUGUGCACUGGUGUCCUUACAGCCUUUUUAUACAUACUUAGUUCUGGUUUUUUCUCACAACUCCACGCCUCCCAUCCCCCAUCCCUGCCCCUGCCCCGUGUCCCCACUUGGACCCUCUUCCUCCCUGUCUCCCCAUCUCUCUCCCCACCUUCACAUGUGUUCUGUUACCCUCCCUACGCUCACAUCCUUUUAAAGCCUGUUUCCCACCCCCUGAAGGCCCCUUCUAGUUCUCUGGCCUCUGCCCACACUCACUCCCACAUAAAUACGCAUACGUGACUGUUGGAAGCUGGGAUCCGCACGUGAGAGAGAACGGUAUUUAUGUCUCUGGGCUUCCUUGAUUAGUAUUCUCCAGUUCCAUCCAUUUCCCUGCAAAUUUUAUCUUUCUUUAUGGUCGAAUAAAUUUUAUCAUCUGCACACAACUCCUUACUCUUGCACAAACUCACACUGGCCACGUCUGUCAAAAGCAUAGCCAGGCUAUGACAAAAUCUUCCUGGCAUCCAGUGCCUCAGGUUCAACCCCAAACGUUUCCUCACCUCAUGGCAGAUGCCCAGCUCAGCCCAUCCUCAAUGCUUGCCUGAAAUCCACAGUGGCUCCUAGUCAGCCUCUCUGUCCCCUCCGUCCCUCCAUCUGUCCUCUGCACCACACCGAUGUGACGUGAUGGGGCUCCUAUCAUAAUCAAAAACUAAAUACUUAGCAGCUAGGAACACAGUGAGGGUGAGAACCUAACUUUGACCUCUACUGUAUCUUUGGGAGGGCCCAGGAGGGUGACAAACAUGUGUAAUCCCAGUAGUCUGCAUGGAGGAGGAACAGACACUGAGAGGGGCGGAUCCAUGGGGCUCACUGGCCAGUCUCAAAAAAACAAGAUGGAGAAGGACCAAGGAAGUCACACAAUGUCGACCUCUCCCCACAUGCACACAUGUGCACACAUCCCACAAACACAAAGUGAAUUCUUAAAUAUUGUAUUGCAUUUCCCUAGUUAUGACCAACUUACAAGAAGAGGUUUGGUUGGGCACGAAGUUUAUAAUUUCUAUUGCCUUCGGGGUAGAGCAAAGCCCUUCAUCAUGGAGGAAGCAUGGGGUAGAGGAAUCCUACUCAUUGUCCAGGGGUGUGGAAGUGCAGAGAGAUGGGGAGGAGCCAGAGCACCGGCUCUAUUUCAAGGCCACACCCUCAAUGACCGAAUUUCCUUCUUUGAGGCUCCACCUUCAAAGAGUUGCAUCACCUCCAAAGAAAGUCACAGGCUGGAAGCCAGGCCUUUACUUAGCACACGCCUUUGUAGGGCAUUGUGAUAAAGAGUAAGCCUCUAAAUACUGCACAGGCCCCGUUACAUAACAGCAAAUAAAGACAGCUGAUUGGCUGAGUUAACAGCGGCACAGGACUCAGGCAUGGCCAUGGAGUCUCAGUGUUCCGACACUAAGAUUCAGUGACGAGAUUCGAGCCUUUUGCUUAGUCAGUGUUGGACUUCUGUUUCUUCAGUUGCUCUAUACAGAGAUAAUCUGCUCUGGUCAGAUCCCUGGGGAUAAGCUUUCAGUAUAGAUACAUUUUUUUUUUAAUAAAACAGCCUCAUUGUCUUGCACCAGAAAAACCAUUUUCCGCACUGCGUGUUAUUUAAAAGUCCGUUCAGCGCAGAGAGGCGUCAUUUUUAGUUCCUGCUUCUCUGAGGACUUGAUUUUGCCGUGUGUUCAGCAGUUUCCCCAGCUGUAAGAAAGUAAAAUAAUAGAGCAGUUAGGAAAACACGCCUCAUUUUAAAAAGGAAAACGUGUUUAUUCUGAAUCAAGAGAACUCAGAGCAGAUUCUGACAAACAGAAAGAUGGACUCUUGGCCCGCUCUGACCCUGCAGCGGUGCCUAACGUCAUUCGACAGCGCCUGCCCUUCACACGGCCAAGCAACAUGGACGGCACGGGGCGGGACGUGUGCUGGGUGGAAGCAUAUCCUUCCGUACAGUAGCCCACCGCAGAGCCUGGGAAGGGAGCCCCGCUUCCACCGCUGUGGAAGGUGUUCUAGUUCUAGUAUGGUGCUGUGACUACACUCUCUGGGUUUCUGUCAGCUGCCAGGUCAUCCAUCACUGACGGAUGACAGGGCAGGAACUCAAAGAAUUUGAGUCAGAAACUAUUGAGGACUGCAGCUGGCAGCCUCGAGGCUCACGCUGAGCUCGCUUUCUUACACAGCUCGGGACUGUGCUGUCUACAGUGGCCCACAUCGGUUAACUGUCAGGACCGUCCCCUCAGACAUGCCCUCACACCAGUCUCAUCUGGCUGGUCCCUCAUUUGCACCUCCUUCUGCAGGUGAUUCUAGACAGUGUGAGGUUGACAGUUGAAGGGCACGAGGACAGCAGGCAGAACGAAAGCCUCGCCAUGGCCUAGCUCAGCCCCUGAUGAAUCUGUGCUUUCUCCUCAGAUGAGCUCCGAGAUAAUGACAGCGUGUGUGACAGUGGUGUGGAGACAUCCUUCCGCAAACUCAGCUUCUCGGAGUCCCUCACUGGAGAUGGCCCACUGCUAUCUCUGAACAAAAUGCCUCACAAUUAUGGGCAGGAUGGACCUAUAGAAGGCAAAAUUUAGCCUGCUGGCGGUUCCCCACACUGUAAACCAAAGCCCUGAAAGGCCAUCAUAUCGUUCCGAAGGAGAAGGCAAAAAACGCAUCCCAAGGUGCUGGAAGGUCACCGGCCUGCAGGGUCAAUCUUGAUGUCAUUCGAGGCCUUCCGAAUUUGGCUUCCUUUCUUGGCUCUGAAAUGAAAUUUAGUUGUCAUAUACAGAUGGUGUCUAGCAAUCACGGCUGCACUCGGUGUGGCUUGGGGUAUGGUGGCUUGAGCUUUUCCAGCUGCUAUUGGAUUACACUUGCUUUGUGUUGUCACUGCUGUCCCUCUGCUGGGUCCCCGCUGUCAUUAAGGUAUCGCAGUCCCCACCUGGUGUUCUUUCUAGCCAUCUACAGUACAGUCAUGCACUCAAAUUAAGAUUAAGGAAAAAGAUAUUUUUAAGUGAGUAACUUCAUGCGCAAUAAAAAAAAGACAUGGCUUUUUCUAAUGUGGUUUAUCUGUGAUUUAAAAAAAAAAAAGACAUGAACUUAACAAUAUUUAAAACCUGCUAUAAUCAGUGCUGAAAAUAGUAUUUUCCCCCUUUUCUGCAUUUUACUAUUGUAAAUAUGUUUUCUAAAUCAAAUACUUUAAAAGAAGAAAUGUUGGAUUUAUAAAUGCUAUUUUUUAUUUUACUUUUAUAAUAAAAGUACAAGCACACUGUUGACCUCA